Sitodiplosis mosellana (orange wheat blossom midge) is the source of this 2438-nucleotide messenger RNA. Its product is annotated as fez family zinc finger protein erm-like. Gene Ontology annotation, molecular function: RNA polymerase II cis-regulatory region sequence-specific DNA binding; DNA-binding transcription factor activity, RNA polymerase II-specific. The coding region runs from base 503 to 2131 and encodes 542 amino acids. Gene Ontology annotation, cellular component: nucleus. The record is from RefSeq and is a predicted model, not a curated record. Lineage: Eukaryota; Metazoa; Arthropoda; Insecta; Diptera; Cecidomyiidae. The transcript is spliced from 4 exons. Gene Ontology annotation, biological process: regulation of transcription by RNA polymerase II.
AAAAACGAAAGAGAGACUAGCUGAUGAUAUGCGCCUUUUACGGUUUUUCAUUUCAAUUCGGAAUGUUCUUCGAGAACGAACGUUUGUGCAGAAUGCUCGAAUAAAUAUUUCGCCGUAAAUUAAGUCUUCGGCAACGAUAAAAAAACGAACAACGAUAACAAUAAGUGAAGAGUGAGCGACGAAUGUGCAUUCGCAUUUUUAAGUGAAAUAGUAAUUGAAAAAUAAACUUUUUAACAACAAUAUCUCGAGAAAAAAAUCACCAAAUUCUUCUUUGCUCGUUUGCGUGUUGAUCAUGUGUUGAUUCAAUUACUACUGUUUUUGUUGAGGAAAUAAAAAUAAAAAUAAAAUUCGCAUUUUAUUCAAAAGUUCAAGUUUCUUUGGAAAAGACAUUUCUCGUGAUAUUUGACUCGUGCUGAAUUGAGUAAGCUCACAGCUUUUUCUCCAGUGGUUGCCGCAGUGAUCGAUCGCAGUUUUCAACAAAACCGUGAUAUUUGCAGCAGUUAUGGUCUAUUUUAUCUCUUCUGGUAUGCAACCACGUAGCCCAUCAGGCGUUCCAUUGACGUCAAAAAGUCCAAUUAUGGAAACAGCAGCAAAUAGCACACAAUCAAUAACUGCAUCGCCCUUAUCAUCGCCACCAAUCAUGACAAUUUCACCGUCAAACACAUCGGCACAACAGCCGCAACAGCAACGAAAUUCGUUGCCGUUGAAAUUUUCGAUAGCAAAAAUUAUGGAACCCGAUUCAAAGCGAUCAUCAUCGAGCCCAGUAUCAAGUGCGACCGGUAAUAAUGCAAUUGCCGACGAUGAAUCCAGCUCGGCAUCAGAUGUCGAAGUUAUUUCGAUGUCAUCGUCAACCACAUAUGAUUCAGCGUUUAAGAAAUAUAUCCCAAAAUCGGCAGCAUCUUCGAUUCCAUCGAUCGCUGGUGGCAUUCAAGAUAGAGUACAACAUUUUGUGAGCAGCAGACAUCAGGAAUUAAUUAAUCAAUAUCCAUUGCUUUAUUAUCCGGGUCAAUUAAUGUGUGCUGCCGCACAAUAUGCUGCUCUAACACAGCAUACAAACGCUCUACUCGGCGCCAAUGCCACACAAGCCCCAUUCGAUUUGAGAUCAUUGAGCACAUCGAUCACACAUUUCCAGUCACAAUCGAUGCGACAAUCAAUUCUAAAUGAAAAACUCUCACCAUCACCCAUUUCACCAACAUCAUCCGGCAAUUUACCAACGUUACGCAACAUUUCACCACCAAAAAAUCAUUCACCCUCUUCAACGGGAAGCGCCAGUGUCAACUCGAACGCAGCAAAUCAAAAACAAAAAACAUUCGCCUGUCCCGAAUGCGGCAAAGUUUUCAACGCACACUACAAUCUUACGCGUCAUAUGCCAGUUCACACCGGCGCUCGACCAUUCAUCUGCAAAAUAUGCGGCAAAGGCUUCCGGCAAGCAUCAACACUCUGUCGUCAUAAGAUUAUCCACACUUCCGACAAGCCACACAAGUGUCAAACUUGCGGAAAAGCAUUCAAUCGUUCAUCAACUCUCAACACACAUAUUCGAAUUCACAACGGAUAUAAGCCGUACAAGUGUGAAUACUGUGGUAAAGGUAAGAGUUUCCAUCAAAAGGGCAACUACAAGAAUCACAAGCUGACGCACAGCGGUGAAAAGGCUUACAAAUGUUCGAUCUGCAACAAGGCUUUCCAUCAAAUCUACAAUUUAACUUUCCACAUGCACACGCACAACGAAAAGAAGCCAUACACGUGUACCGUUUGCUUCAAGGGAUUCUGUCGUAAUUUCGACUUGAAAAAGCACAUUCGGAAAAUCCACACCGAAACUGGUUCACGGAGUCGUUUGUUUGCUGGCCACUUGGGACAGCAUGGCCUUCGUCAGCGUGUGACACGGUCGGCAACAUCGAAUGCACCGAGUGCUGUUGACAGCCAACCACAAUCGAUUUGGCAAGCAACAACCGUUUCGAAUUUGAUUGGAUCGUCAUCCAUGAUGCGCGGCCAAAUACCAUCGUCACCAAAUGAUGGCACUCGAUCGCCUGGCGCCGAAUAUCAAAUCCCAUCAUUCAUUCUACCCGGUCAGAUCAAUAGCAAUGCACACGAAAAACUCGAUUCAAAUGCUCCAUUCAUCGCCAAAGUGUUUUGACAUCGAUACUAUUCGAAUCAGAGCGCAAAGUACAUGUCGAUUAAUUGAAUUUUUGAACGGUGAUGGAAACAGAAAAUUUGAUUUGAACGUAGAUUAUUUAAGCAUUUAUAUACACAUUUAAAGAAUGAUUUUCUCCUUGAUUUGGAACCGAAGAAAACGACGAUUUUCCAGUGCAAUAACAGAAAAUAAAAAUGAUUGAUUUAUAUACUUUUGUCGAUCGUAUGAUUGAUAACGACAGAUAUGGAAUUUUACUUUGGAUUUAAGUUCAUAAAGGCUUGCUUUCAUUUUUAUCAUAUAUAUAUAUAUA